UAAUUUUGGUUGUUUCUAACUGUUGCAGGCAAGCAAUGGAGAGAGAAACAGAUGCGAAAGAUUACAGACAAGGUGUUUUAUCGUUUCAAAAAUGAAACAGGAAGAGCUAAUCUGAAGUUUGAAGAUCUUUAUAUUGCUGUUCUACUUGUCUACAAUGAUAUAAACAAGCUUUUGCCUGGUCCUCACUUUGAUCCUCCUCCUAAAGAAGAAGUUAGAGCCUUGAUGCAGGAGUGUGACAUGAAUCUUGACGGGGAACUAGAUCAUGAAGAAUUCGUCAAGUUUAUUAAAAAAUUAACAAAGGAUACAUUCAUCACUGUCAGUCAGGGACUGAUUAUUACAUUGGCAGUAGCACCAACAGUUGCUCUUGUAACAAAGAGGACAACAGAAGGAGUUCCUGGUGUUGGGAAGGUGGUGCAGAAGAUCCCAAAUGCUGUUUACGCUUCCCUUGUGACCCUUACGAUUGUCAUGUUCCAGAAAGCAGUUGAAGCUAGGGAAUACUGAAAUUUGUUUUCUUACAGAAACAAGUUUCUACUUAAUGUGUAUAAUUAAGAUAACAGUCAUCUGCUACAAAGUUGAUUUUGAGUAUCUCAUUGUUGCACACAACAAAUUCCAUAAGUCUCUUGUGAAUUCCGAUGAUAUAUAUAUAUAUAUCCUGGCAUUAGUCUAAUAUGUCAA
Messenger RNA from Nicotiana tabacum (common tobacco), 675 nucleotides. The record is from RefSeq and is a predicted model, not a curated record. NCBI's taxonomy places the organism in Eukaryota, Viridiplantae, Streptophyta, Magnoliopsida, Solanales, Solanaceae.